UGGCUCUCGGCAGCCUCGGAACUCGACACACUUGAAGGCAGAGACGCCUGGAAAGAGCAAGAGAAAUGCGAUGAAUAUGACACAGUCUUGCUCAAAGCUCGACUACAAGAGCUGGAAGAUGCGCGCAUCAGCUGCGACACAAAGCGCAUGCUGUUUCUGGCGCGAACAUCCUUGACAAGAGACCUAGGAGGCAUGGGCGAUUUACGCUUGUACAAGCAUUGCAGGGUCGGCACAAAGAGUCUGAUCGAACGCUAUAUUUCGGCUGCUCUGGAAAUGCUCGAGACCAUUGUCGACAUGUGCUCGCCUGCAAACAAGAGCAAUACCGAUGUGGAUGUGAGGGAAGUUUACGAGCAGCUUCUUAGCGCUAGACAGGCCUUUGGAAGAAGUGCGUUGCUGCUAUCAGGAGGUGGUACACUCGGCAUGAACCACAUUGGAGUGCUCAAGACGCUGUUUGAAGCCCGUUUGUUGCCUCGGAUCAUCUCGGGUGCCUCGGCUGGAUCCAUUGUAGCAGCCGUGCUGUGUACCAAGACCGAUGAUGAGAUACCACAAGUCUUACGCGAAUUCUGCUAUGGCGACCUGGAUGUGUUUGAAAGAGAAGGAGAGCCUGAGAAUGUCUUGAAAAAGGUUUUCCGGUUCUGCACGAAAGGCGCUCUUUUCGACAUUUCAAACCUCAUACGCGUCAUGAAGGACCUACUCGGAGACAUGACUUUCCAGGAGGCUUACAACAGAACGAGACGAAUUUUGAACAUUGGUGUGUCGACCGCCAGCUUGUACGAGCUACCGAGGCUACUCAACUACAUUACCGCUCCGAAUGUCAUGAUUUGGUCUGCGGUUGCCACGAGUUGCUCCGUUCCGUUGGUUUUCUCGCCGGCCCAACUACUAGCCAAAGACCCUCGCACUGGACUAGAAGUACCGUGGGAUCAGUCACCUCAACGCUGGAUUGACGGUUCAGUCGACAACGAUCUGCCUAUGAGCCGCCUAGCAGAGAUGUUCAACGUCAAUCACUUUAUCGUUUCUCAAGUCAAUCCUCACGUUGUACCGUUCUUGGAGAGAGACGAUGAGAUCGCCGCAUUUGGAUCUCAGUCCUCGAGAUUUUCCUUGUCUGCUGGGCCGAGCUGGCUUCGCAAUGUUGCCAAUCUCGCAAAAGGAGAGGCUCUCCAUCGGAUGCAUGUCCUUUCUGAACUUGGCGUCUUACCGACUACUAUGUCCAAGCUCCGUUCAGUACUCAGUCAAAGAUACUCGGGCGACAUUACAAUUCUGCCUGAAGUCUCAUAUACACAGUUCCCGCGCGUUCUCAAGAAUCCGACAACUGACUUCAUGUCUCGCGCCAUGCUGAGCGGCGAGAAAGCAACUUGGCCAAAGUUGUCACAAGUUAGAAACCAUUGCGCCAUCGAGCUGGCUCUCGAUACUGCAGUGCAGAAAGUUCGUUAUGGACUCGUCUUCUCACCUAGCCAGAUCGACCUCCGA
Molecule: messenger RNA, 1467 nt
Organism: Aureobasidium melanogenum CBS 110374
Lineage: Eukaryota; Fungi; Ascomycota; Dothideomycetes; Dothideales; Saccotheciaceae
Product: putative esterase of the alpha-beta hydrolase superfamily
Exons: 1
Biological process (GO): lipid metabolic process
Molecular function (GO): triacylglycerol lipase activity
Source: RefSeq, a predicted model, not a curated record